AUGGAAGAGAUAAAGAGUAGGUUUACAAGGAUUUGUGUGUUUUGUGGGAGGAGUUCAGGGAAGAAAGCUAGCUUUUCCAAUGUAUUUUUAUAUAUAAAACAUGGUGUUGUGUUUUUUAUAAAGGUGGAGAGAAGGAUUGAUUUGGUCUAUGGAGGUGGAAGCGUGGGAUUGACGGAUCUUAUCUCUCAGGCAGUUCGUGAUGGUGGGCGCCAUGUUCUAGGUGUCAUUCCACGGGCCUUGGUUCCUAGAGAGAUUACUGGUUUGAGCGUUGGAGAUGUAAGAGCUGUAUCUGAUAUGCAUCAAUGGAAAGCCGAAAUGGCUCGACAGGCCGAUGCCUUCAUUGCACUCUGUUAAGCUGUUAUAAUGAGUGACACGUGUGUGUGUGUUAUUGGCUGAGUUA
Hibiscus syriacus is the source of this 400-nucleotide messenger RNA. Its product is annotated as cytokinin riboside 5'-monophosphate phosphoribohydrolase LOG7-like. Gene Ontology annotation, biological process: cytokinin biosynthetic process. The record is from RefSeq and is a predicted model, not a curated record. Gene Ontology annotation, cellular component: cytosol; nucleus. NCBI's taxonomy places the organism in Eukaryota, Viridiplantae, Streptophyta, Magnoliopsida, Malvales, Malvaceae. The transcript is spliced from 4 exons. Bases 1 to 354 code for a protein of 117 amino acids. Gene Ontology annotation, molecular function: hydrolase activity, hydrolyzing N-glycosyl compounds.